Molecule: messenger RNA, 1590 nt
Organism: Orbilia oligospora ATCC 24927
Lineage: Eukaryota; Fungi; Ascomycota; Orbiliomycetes; Orbiliales; Orbiliaceae
Exons: 3
Coding region: 1-1590 (529 amino acids)
Biological process (GO): TORC2 signaling
Cellular component (GO): TORC2 complex
Source: RefSeq, a predicted model, not a curated record
AUGCCACCUGUUGGCCCCCAUCGGAGGACCCAUCAGCGGACUCCAGCUCUUACCCGCUCACCGUCUGCUGACUCCUCCUCCGACUCUUCAACAUCAACCACAAAUACUAUUGUCUCAACGGUACACGGGCUAGUUCGUCAGAGUCGGCAUCAUGACCAAGGUGCUGGAUAUUUUGAACCAUCGUUGACUACAACGUCCCAGGUGGCUGCUGCUGCCGCUGUUGCGAGAGAAUCCGCAAGGAAGCAUUCGCAGUCAGAUCCGUCUCCACCGACACCAGGGAUGGCUACCUCAUCGUCGACGCCUAUGAGUGCUGCUGGGGCAGCGGCUCUGGCCGCCAUGCCGAAGAUGGAUAAGAAUCAGCCUACCGGAUAUGAAAAAGAAAAAAAAGAGUCCAAGAUGAAGAUAUUCUCAAAACCUUUGAAAUCAGCUCAGGCUAUGAAAAUAGUGGACGUUAAGCCACUUCCAUCCCCUUCAAAACUAGCUGCACCAAUGCCCAGGAUACCCUCCGUAUCGAGUGCUGAUGGAAGCCGAAGGCCGUCUUUUACCUCUACAAUCUCGGAUACUCUUUAUUCAAGCUCGCCGCCUACCUCGUCACAUAGUCACAAGCAUCACCUGCUUCUGAGAGGAAGGAAAGAUCAGCCGCUAUCUAGUGCAAAUUCCAAUUCAAAACUCGUCUCGGAAGGGUCGAGUAUCUAUAAUUUUAACCCGAAUAGCCCAUCUGCCGCAAGUUUUCCCGUUUCCGGUAGUGUAAAUCCUAGCCAGAAGACACUAGUCACAAACGCCGAUAUCAAACAUGUCGUAGGAGUAGUUUCGGGGAAGGAUAAGGAUGCUGCUGGUGAACAAGUGCUCGAAGAAGUAUGGCCGCUACUGAAAUCCAGGGUCCUUCCAUUGUUUAAUGGUGAGGGGCUACGAACACCGGUUGAAGAUCUAAACAAGCUUGUUAUUGUCCAUAUCAAACAUCAAGUCGACAAAAAAUCUGCAAUUCUUUUGAUAGACGACAUUCAAUCCUUGCUAGAGCAUGGAAUGGCGCUCCUUGAUAAUACACUAUCUAAACUUGCAGAUGUCCGACUGAUUCCUCGGCUGGUUGAACUCUGGAAUUUUGUGUUUAGCACCGUCCUUCCGUAUUUUGAGGCUGUCUUUCUUCCCCUGCAACAAGAAUUCAAGGGAAAUGGAACUAUCUUGGGUUUAGGAGGGGCUCGAGAAGUCUGGGGAACGCCGGAUCAGAGACUUGAUCUCCGGCGCAUGGCUCUUAUAGCUUAUAGAGACAACAUUAUACUACCACUUUAUAACCGACUACAUGCCAUCUUCUCCAAACUCCAACUCGACUUCGAUGCUUUACCAAAUGUUACAGAAACCGUUGGUCGGGUAUUGCAAUGUGUUAGCGUUUUAGCAUCGAUUCUGUCGAACGAUGAUAAGCAGGCGAAGAUGGAUGAACUGGCAAAAACCAUGAAACACAAUUGGCUUGGUCGCGGGCGAACCGGGCGUAAUAGGCGCGGCUUUGUUGGGACAAAGACGCGUGCUCUUGGAAGCGCAAAUUCUCUCGGCUCGAAUCACGGUUUUGGAGAUUUCACAGUGACGGUAACUGAUUAA